CGUGCUCAAAAACAAUAUCGUGCGUUGAAAAAGCCAGCUAAUGCAGAUUUUGUGCUGAUCAAUCAUUCAUCAUUAUGUGUCUUCGUUGAAAAAACGUUGAUGGAAAAACAGAAGCAAAAGAACAACCGGACAGUUUUGUUAUAAUUAAACUACUUAAUAGUUACAAGCCCGUCACCACUCACAUGGCUCCUCAUCAGAUGACAUCAUCCUCCCCUCUACCACCCCCUCAUCCUCCUGCCGUGUCAGCAGUGACCCCGUCAGUCUGAACCAAUCACAGUCGCCCGCCAGUGGGGGAUCAAACAGGAGUCUGAAUAGAGCAGAACCAAGGAAGAUAAGCCAUUGUGGUGUGUUUGGAAUUGUACCUGAGUUGAAGAUAUCAAACGAAGGGAGUCUGAAUAAAUCAGACGAAAAGAGAAGCGACCGAAGCGACCAGGCAAUCGGGCAAGCUUGGAAUUCGCCUAAACAUCAACCGAAAGUAACCCCAGCAUUGGUUCUCGACAACAUGUUACGUCACCAAAACGCAACAAGUGAACAAUUUCUAUCCGAUUCGAAUAACAGCGUGAACACAAACAACAGUUCACGUCUCGGCAGCCAGGAGUUGCUGCUUCCGAGUAUAACGAUUGAUAACUCGAAUAAAAGUGUGCAUCAAUCGGCAAUUUCGAGCAGAAGGCCGCGGUUGAGCAAGACCAGAAGUAUAGAUGAAACAAUGGAACCAGAAAUCGCGCUUUUACCAAUACAUAGUCCUUGUUCGUCGACAUCAAGAACCCCUAAGUCAUCAGACAGGUCUUUAACCUACAGCAACACAAAUAUGGAACCCCCACUGGAACUUCCCUCUUCCUCCUCACCCAUAUUCCCAUCGGGGGGAGAAGACAUGCCAGAUGUUGGAGGCAAUGGGGGUGGGGGAUUCUUCCCUAAAAUCAACUCGUCCCAUUCUCACCCUAAUGGGGACACGGAAGGCGUUACUGAAGUGAACUUGACCGAGCUUUUAUCCGUGCGCCCUUUGACCUCGACUGCUGAAGAGAAAUUGAGACUUCAAGGAGCCAAAAAAUUCCAAGUCAAGAAAAUCUCCGCGCCUACUCCAACAAAUAACAAUCAAUUCAACUACCUCGGCUCUGCUGAAAACCUCGCUCUAAGUUCAGUCCCAGUUCCGAACUUGAACAGAUCUUUUCCUCACCAGAAACAAACCGGAUCUAGAUUCUUUUUCCCAGAUUCGUCUUAUUUACCAAAAGACCAUGAAAAAGAUAAAGUAAGAAGUAGCAGUUCUGAAACAGUAAGCAAAUUGAAAUCACCGAAAUAUAGUUUCCAGAAUUUCCAACCGGCGCUGCCAGCAUUUUCGCCUCCAGGAAGCGCAAGAUCUUUACUUUUUACAAAUUCGGCAUCUAGGAGAGCAACCCAACAUAAUGCUGACGCGUCGGAAAUUACAAGGCCGAGUACACGAGCUUUGUCUAUUGUAAGCAUAGACGAGCAAGCCCGAAUUGACGACGACCAAAACUCCUUAUAUGGAGAUAAUUUCGACGACCGCAGCGAAACUUCAAGAUCGGCAAGAAAACCAAGUUUGGCCGAUCGACGAAAUCAAUUUCGUAGUCGAAAACAAAACCCGGACCCUAUUAAAAGAUCUUUUGAUUCGGAAAAUGCUAUUCGUCUUUCAACUGACGAAAUUGUGAAUGACACUCAAUUUAGAGCUUUGUCGCCCCAUAUUGAGUCGCCCGAAAAUGCGCAUUCGAUUACUGCCAGUAAAAUAAAAUCAUCUGAUUCCAUAAUUCGAGAUACCAGAAGUCCGACACGUUUAACCCCUCAUUUUGUGCUACCGCCUAUAGGUACGUUUAGAGAUUCGUCGGAGACAAGAAACUCAAAAGUUACUCAAAUUGACGAAACAAAAAUUGAAAAGUUGGUUAAAAAUGACGAUUUGAAAGACAAGCUGAAGAACACUUCAAAACCAGCUGAAUUUUUUCCGGACGAUCCUGGAAACAUUUUCGGAAUUGUUUUGGAAAACAAAGACAAGACAAAGCAGACUGUGGAACAGACAAAAAAUGAAAUGGAAAAAAUUGAUGAAAAAAGUCUAGUAGAUGAAAUAAUCAGUGCUUCUAAGCGUCCGUCAUUUGAUGAAAAACAAAACAAAAAUGAUUCUAAGCCAAACAAUGAAAGCAUCAUUUCUAAAAGUAAAGAUGCAGAUAAUUCGCCUGAAAUUUUAACAAAAUUAGAAACAACUGAUGAUAGUGUCAUUGCCUUAAUCACAGAUACAAAAGAAGAUCAAAUAAAUAACGAUGAAAUUCAAGAAAUUGACAAAACGGAUGAGGAAGAUUUAAAAUCUCGAAAUACUGAAGCUCGACAAAGGAUUUCGGUCAAAACCAAUUCUACAGCCAAUGCAAGAAAAGAAACGGAAAACAAGCCAAAGAAUACAAGCCCUUCAACCAAUCAGAACCAAGGAGCCGAGAAGAAGAUCUCGCCCAAUCAAAAACCAGGAUCCGAUUCACAUGCUUCAACCAAUCACAAUCUAAAAGUCGAAAAGAAGCUGUCGACCAAUCAGAAUCCAGAAGCCGAAAAGAAGCUCUCAACCAAUCAGAAUCAAAGAACCGAAAAGAAGCUCUCGACCAAUCAGAAUCAAGGAGCUGAAAAGAAAACAUCAACCAAUCAAAAGAAGACUUCUGAAGCUAAGAAUUUAGCCAAUGAAUUUGAAGCUGUGCCAGAAUUUGUGAGAGAAGUUUCAAAAUCAGCUGCAAACGCAGCGGAAAAAGUCAUGUCAGAAAAGGAGAAAGCUCAAAUAGAAAUUGCCCAAAAUUUCAAUAUGGCCAGACAAAAAUCAAACCUAAGCCAACAAAAUAAUUCAAAAAAUAAAGUGACCGCCCAAAAUACAGUUAAAGAAAAAUCAAAUGUAACAGCUGCGUCUAACGAACGCCCUAAGGCUGCAAUUGCUAAAGGAAAGGUCGGAACAAACAACCCCAAUUCGAAUGGUGAAAAACCGAAACCAGCCAAUAGUAACACAGGGACAUCAAAAAUGCCACAAAAACAAGCAAGUAUAGCUGCCAAAAACAACAACCAAAAAGUUACGGUUAUUUCGAGAAAUCCUUCAAUUUCCAAAAUGGAAACAAAAACCUCGAAAACUUCCGUUAAUGCAGUUGCAAGUGGGACUAAAACCCAAUUGGACGUCGAAAACAUUACACCUAAAAUAUCAUCUACCUCUAAGCAAAAGUCACCACUUUCUGAAAAAGUAUCCGGGAGUUUUCCGGAAAAUCAAAAUGAUGCUGAAUCUAAAAACACGGUCAGUUAUCGAUUUGACGGUGCAAAUAAAUCUGCAGCUGAAAAGAAUGACGUAAUUAUCGACGAUGCUAAAAAAGCAGGUGAAAAAUCAACAGACUACGAGAGAACUGAUGAAAAUGGUAUUGUUGAUUCACGUUUGGCUGAAUUUUCACAAGGUACAACAAAAAUAGUUACAGAAACAAAAGAAGAAACAAUAGAAAUUGUAUGCACUGAAACUGAUAUGCCAAAAAACGUACCGAUUGUAACGCCAAAACAAUCAGAGAAACUGCCGGAAAACGUUAAAAAUUCACCGUCAAAUCAAAAACCAUCGCUGACUAUCAAAAAUGCAAUGGAUAGUAUAUCACGAGACCGUUUAGUAGAUUCUCAAGCUGCUUUUCAAAGUGAAAUUAAAGACAUUUCUGCAAUCAACACAGCACCUCAAAUGCCUUCAAGAAAGCUAGAUCUUUCAAAAACAUCGAUUGUUUCAAAUAAAUCGACCGCCAGUUCCAAAAACUCUGUCCCAUCUAAACAACAAACUGCGAAUGCCAUGAAGAAACCAAGCAUUAAUUCGAAACCUCAAAAUGCUCCGAAUGCAACGAAACCCAAGAAAAAAGAUUCAAAUGCGAAAUUGAAGAAAAUGCAAUCGAAUUCUGAACCAAAAGAUCUAAUUAACGAUGAUGUUAUUUCAAACGAUAUCAAAGGAGUCGAAAGAGAAAAAACGAGAGUAGAUGAUUUUUAUAAAGAAUCAGGCCCGAAUAAUACAGCUCUUGUUUCUGGCAAAGGAUGGCAUAUAUCAGUCACGUUAAAAGAUCCACCCAAUCAAGAUUUGAGCGACAAUCAGAUUCCAGAUAUUGAGGAAAAUCGAGAAAAACUCGACCAAAAUCCAAUCAGAAAUGAACAUUCAGAUGGACAAAACGAAUGCAAAUUAAUGACCAACAGUCAUCGAGAUUCUAUAACAUCAAGUGCUCUUUUAAGUCGAGAAGAAAACAACGAAUUAUGUCUUCUUCUUGGAAAUACGUUACUUGAAAAUAAUCAUCAGCAAAACUCAAGCGAAAAUGAAAAAAAAUCACCCGGAACAGAAUUUAGCGAUACGGACACUAUUGCAAACGAACGGCAAGCUGAUAUGAACUUUUUCCAAGAUUUGGACAACUUGACGAGAGAAGAUUACAUACGUCCAUUAACUGGAGAUUCUUUCAAGGAAUUAAGACCGAUUACUGUUUUGUCAGAACGCCAGGUAUCCUUUGCCGACGAUACAAGUCCUCGCGAUGCCGACGAUGUAGCUCCUCAUGAUGCUGGCAUCACUGAUGCCAAUAAAGCCGGACCUUCAUCAUUUGGUGCUACUGGAACGCACCAUGGUGUUUUAUCAGAACAAUAUCGAUCUGUGCACAUUGAAAAUCAGCCAGAAACGGAAGUUUUCAACAACGAUCGUGGUUUGAAUGUGAUUCAAGAGGAGUCCUGGGCGUUCACGUCUCACAGUUCGUCAUCAAAUUAUUCAUAUAGGUCGUCUGCAAAUUCAACGGUGACCCCCACCCCUCGCGACAACUCAUCUGAAUCUUUAUCCCGUCCUUCGAAUCAGAAUGACUCUCAAAGUGGUAGUAAUAGCAAUGGCCACUACAACUACGCAUUCCACAAGGGAGGAUCACCAACUGGACGACUGGUCUAUUGGAAGAAAGGCAACAAACUGGGCCAUGGUGCAUUUGGAACAGUUUGGCAGGGGCUGACCUCUUCGGGACAGUUGAUAGCAGUGAAGCAGAUCAAUGUGGUGGUCGAGAAUGAGAGCCACGCUCAGGAGGAACACGUGAAGCUGCAGGAAGAAGUGAACAUGCUCAAAAACCUCAAACACAAAAACAUCGUCAAGUACAUUGGAACUACAAUAGACGACCACAUGUUGAACAUCUUCAUGGAGUACAUUCCAGGGGGGACCAUAGCGGGAAUACUGAAGACAUUCGGUACUCUAGAGGAGAGAGUGAUUGGGGCUUACACGUGGCAGUUGGUCAAUGCAGUCGAUUAUCUUCAUCAGAAUGAAGUCGUCCAUAGGGACAUCAAGGGGAGCAACUUAAUGCUGAUGUCAGACGGAACUAUCAAACUCAUCGACUUCGGGUGCGCCAAGAAAAUGGCCAUGAGCCUCUCCAUGACCCGUUCCAAAGUGCUGAAGAGUAUGAAGGGAACCCCCAACUGGAUGUCGCCUGAGGUCAUCAAAGAAGUGGGUCAUGGCCCCAAGAGCGACGUGUGGAGUGUGGGCUGCACUGUGUUCGAAAUGGCCACUGGCAAACCACCCUGGUCAGAUAUGGUUCCAAUCGCUGCUCUUUUUGCCAUCGGAUCCGAAGACAAAGCAGUGCCUCAACUACCUGAUUCGAACCACUCGGCAGACAUAAUCCACUUCGUAAGCAGUUGCAUGACACGGGACGUUGCCUUGAGACCUUCGGCUGAAAGACUACUCUCGGCCGAAUUCGGAUUUCUGGCUUCGCACCGGGAAAGAAGGGAGAGAAAAUUGUCAAGGUUCUCCCAGAAAGGAGCCUAAAAACUGAAUGUGAAACUAUAUUAAAAACAGAAAUAUAUUUUUCAUUGAAAAUGCAACAUAUUUUCUUAG
Molecule: messenger RNA, 5827 nt
Organism: Symsagittifera roscoffensis
Lineage: Eukaryota; Metazoa; Xenacoelomorpha; Acoela; Convolutidae
Product: probable serine/threonine-protein kinase DDB_G0282963
Exons: 14
Coding region: 503-5758 (1751 amino acids)
Biological process (GO): protein phosphorylation
Molecular function (GO): ATP binding; protein kinase activity
Source: RefSeq, a predicted model, not a curated record